AUGCAGACUAAAAAACAGGUGUCCAUGUCGGAGGACCUCGGAGCCUGCGCCCAGUUUGAGGCCAGUCGAAAUGCCAGGAAUAUGAUGCCAAGCGCCAGCUGUGGCAUUUUCCCAGAAUUCACCCUGAGAAAGCCCUCCUCAGAGACCGACAUCGAGAACUGGGCAUCCAAGCACUUCAACAAACACACACAGGGUCUGUUCAGAAGAAAGGUGUCCAUUGCCAACAUGCUGGCCUGGAGCAGUGAGCCUAUCAAGAAGCCCAUGAUUGUGACCUCAGACCGCACCGUGAAGAGGGAAGCAGUGGACAUCUUUAAGCUCAUCCAGACCUACAUGGGAGACCGUCGCUCUAAGGCUGAUCCCUUUUCUGUGGCUCUGGAGGUGGUGGUGCGUGGGUGGAGCAACCAGGGUCUGCGAGAUGAGCUCUACAUCCAGCUGUGUCGUCAAACCACUGAGAACUUCCGUUACGACAGCCUGGAGCGAGGCUGGGAGCUGAUGGCCAUCUGCCUGGCCUUCUUCCCCCCCACGCCACGCUUUCACACCUACCUGGAGGGCUACAUCUACCGGCACAUGGACCCUCUCAAUGACACCAAAGGUAAACUCAGUGUUCUCAGACAUUGA
Messenger RNA from Morone saxatilis (striped sea-bass), 618 nucleotides. RefSeq names its product rho GTPase-activating protein 39-like. Gene Ontology annotation, cellular component: cytoplasm; cytoskeleton. Gene Ontology annotation, molecular function: GTPase activator activity. The record is from RefSeq and is a predicted model, not a curated record. The coding region runs from base 1 to 618 and encodes 205 amino acids. NCBI's taxonomy places the organism in Eukaryota, Metazoa, Chordata, Actinopteri, Moronidae. The transcript has 5 exons.